Messenger RNA from Lepisosteus oculatus (spotted gar), 1842 nucleotides. The record is from RefSeq and is a predicted model, not a curated record. NCBI's taxonomy places the organism in Eukaryota, Metazoa, Chordata, Actinopteri, Semionotiformes, Lepisosteidae.
UUCAGGGUGGCUUCAGACACUGAAAGACAAACACAAGGAAGCUCUAAAGAGGAAGUUUGAAGUUGUGUCUGAGGGAAUUGCUAAGCCAGGAGAGCAGACCCUCCUCAAUGAUGUCUUUACACACGUGUGGAUAACUGAGGGCAGCUGUGUUGAGGUGAACCAUGGACAUGAGGUCAUGCAGGUAGAGACCGUCUCCAAAAUCACAAAAUCAGAGAUCCGCUCCAUCAAGUGCAGCGAUAUUUUCAAGCCACUGCCAGGACAGACAAGACCCAUCAGAACUGUACUGAUGAAGGGAGUCGCUGGCAUCGGGAAAACAUUCUCUGUGCAAAAAUUCAUUCUCAACUGGGCUACUGGAAAAGAUAACCAGGAUUUCGAUUUUAUUUUUUUUCUUCCAUUCUGUAAAUUGAAUUUGAUCAAAUCAGAAAUGAGUUUACAGGAACUUGUUCAGUGUUUCUGCCCAGAAAUUAAAUCAUCUGCUAAUAUUUUAGACUGUUGUAAAGUCCUGUUCAUCUUUGAUGGUCUGGAUGGAAGCAGACAUCCUUUAAAUUUUAGAAGAAACCAGAUCUGGUCUGAUGUGAAAAAAACAACUUCAGUGGACAUAUUGAUAAUAAACCUCAUCAAUGGUAACUUUCCUGUUGACGCCUCCAUCUGGAUCACUUCCAGAAUGGCUGCAGCAGGUCUGAUCCCUCCAGAGCUCAUCAGCAGGAUGACAGAGGUCCAGGGGUUUGAAGACCAGCAGAAGGAAGAAUACAUCAGAAAGAAGUGUAAGAAAAGAGCUCUAGCAGACAGAAUUAUUUCACAUUUAAAGACACAGAGGAGUCUUUACAUGAUGUGUCAUGUCCCUGUUUUCUGCUGGAUUGUAGUUACUAUUCUGGAGCACACAUUGGAAGAGAACAGUGGGGAGAGUCCAAGAACUCUGACAGAGUUCUAUACAAACUUUCUGCUUGUCUUACUGACAGCAAAGGAAGAGAAAGAAGAGAAAGAAAAUCUCCUCAAGUCAUAUCACGAAGCAAUUCUGAAGCUGGGAAAGCUGGCAUUUGAAAGUCUGGAGAAAAACAUCAUUGUGUUCAAUGACAAAGAUCUGAAAAAGUACAACAUUGAUCUUAACAACUGUUCACUUCACUCAGGGUUGUUCAAGGAAAUAUUCAAACAAGAUUCAGUCUUAUUUCAGGAAAAGGUGUACUCCUUUUUACACCUGACUGUCCAGGAGUAUUUUGCAGCUCUGUAUGUUCUAGGUUCCCAUCAAAACAGCAAUAUUAACCCACUGGAGAAAGGAAACCCACCAGCUUCAACACUGUUCAGUUUGAAUGAAGUUGUCCUGGGAAGGGCCAUCCAGAGCAGGACUGGUCACCUUGACCUGUUUGUCCGAUUCCUUUUGGGAAUGGGAAUGGAGAACAACCAGGAGCUUUUGAAGGGAUUCCUGUCACACUCACAAGAUCACUCCAGUGACAUCCAGAAAACAACAGAACACAUCAAGAAACUCAUUAGAGAAACGUCCUCUCUUGAAAGGUGUUUUAACCUUUUCCACUGUCUGAGAGAAUUGAAGGACAAGUCUUUAAUGGAUGUGUUCAAUGUGACUCUGGAUAAAGUAAAACGUACAGGACAAAGGCUCUCACCUUCCCAGUGUUCAGCACUCGCCUAUUUCUUACUUCUGUCUGAGAAAGAGAUUGAUGUCUUCAACAUGAGUGAAUAUGCUACAUCAGAGGAGUGUGUACGGAAAUUGCUUCCUGUGGCAAAGAUAACAAAAACCAUUAGAGCCUGCGCCUGGAUUCAGUCUCCAGGUUACUGCUUCCAUCAGCUCAGUGCAGGAGAUAUCACACUGGGGCCCUGAGUUCAAUUCCA